This is a messenger RNA of Macadamia integrifolia, 824 nucleotides long. RefSeq lists its product as uncharacterized. NCBI's taxonomy places the organism in Eukaryota, Viridiplantae, Streptophyta, Magnoliopsida, Proteales, Proteaceae. The coding region runs from base 251 to 547 and encodes 98 amino acids. The transcript is spliced from 2 exons. The record is from RefSeq and is a predicted model, not a curated record.
UGAGGGUGACCAACUCUCACUGGGUCUAUUACACAUUGAAUGGUAGAUGGAGCAGAAACAGAGGAAAGCACAAGCCACACCAAACCAAAAUACUUAUUUCUUAACCAUUAAGGUUGAGCAUUAGGUGCAUAUUUAACUAAGAUUCAAACAUCCAGAAGAAACCAGAAAAACCAGAUUCAGUAAAAAAGACAUAACAUCAUUACUUCAAUAGUUAUAUGUUUCUUAACCUUGUUUCUUCAAUUAGUUGGUGAUGGAUCCACCACCAUCACCACCAUCACCACCACCACCACCACCACCACCACCACCACCUCCACCACCUCCACCACCUGAAGUACCAUUGUUCCCACCAGGUCCUGAAGUACCAUUGCUCCCACCAGGUCCUGAAGUACCAUUGCUCCCACCAGGUCCUCCACCUCCACCUCCACCAGCACCAGCACCGGCAGAUGGUGGUCUCUUGGGUUCAUGUCUCUGGUUUCUCUGCUGCUGUGGCUUAUUUACAAGUUGCUGUCCUCCGCUCUUCGAGCCUGGACCUCCACCUCCAAUGUGAUACAUUUUAUCUUUCUUCUACUACCCUUUUAAUCUUAUAAGUGUUUUAAGUGUGGAGAGUUUAGGCGUCUCCCUCUUCAGGUGAAAAUUUUAACCCUGUGCCUUCAUUUGCAUGUGGACUUGGAAAAUCAUACAAAGGGACUAAUUGAUUUUCCUGUCCUAUUGUCCCUAUAGCCCCUUUCUUCUUUUUGUCAGUUUGUGUGUGUUGGGUGAUACUGGGAACAUGUACGAAUGUAAUCAAUAAAUUUAUCUAAUUAAAAGUUUUCUUUUCUUACAUA